Molecule: messenger RNA, 2205 nt
Organism: Laccaria bicolor S238N-H82
Lineage: Eukaryota; Fungi; Basidiomycota; Agaricomycetes; Agaricales; Hydnangiaceae
Exons: 16
Coding region: 1-2205 (734 amino acids)
Source: RefSeq, a predicted model, not a curated record
AUGGGGUUGCUAGCACCUGUCGUGGUCGUUGUCGAUGUGUCGUCGCCGGGUUGCGUUGUUGUGUUGUUGCGCCGUGUCGACAUCUGUGGGACGUUGGCGAGGGGUGGUGGUGGUGGUGGUGGAAGGGAAAGAGAUGGUCACGCAGAUGUGACGAUGCCGCAGAAGGCAAACAUGACAUCUAAUUUCGCUUUUUUGGUAGUAAUUGAUAUCCAUAAUCCAGUGGAAUCCAGUGGACUGGACUGGACUGGACUGGACUUGAGUCCAGUGGACUGGGCAUUGUGCAAGCCAAUCUGGCCUAGCAACUGGGCCACUGGAAUCCACUGGACUCCACUGGACUCCACAUGGAUUACGUGGGGGAUGAGGACAGGUGCUCAUUGUUUCAUGUGGACAUCAUGCAAUGGUCAUCAAUUAAUUGUCAAAAACUCAUUGGAAACCCAGCCUGGGACAAUCCGCAUUUUGGCAGCAUUUGUGUCCCAGAAGUCUGUUUUUGUCCUCUGUGACUUUUGUGGCUUUGCUCACAUGCAUGUCAAGAGCAGGAACAGGCUCUGGACCCAGGAGGACUUCAAAGUUGGGACUGAGCACCAACACACCCCUGAAGCUCACCGGAUCCAGAAUUUGGCAGAAGUGGACUCAGAUCUCAACACUACACUCUGCGAGGUAUUCCAGGGUACCUUGACUGUGUGGAGGUUCCUAAAGAACUAUACCUCAAGUUUUAAGGGAGAGCCUUCUAGAUCAAAGACAUGCCAUUGCACUGAUUCCAUUCUUCAGACCACAUUAGCUAUACAAACUGACCUCACUAAACCUAAUUAUAAAACAAUGGUUGGCUCUGAUCAGUUCUGUGAACUUGUUCUGAAUCAGAUUUUGGAACCAACUGUUGAUCACAAUGGAGGUCAUCCUGCUAAGAGGCAUCAAAAUGGACCUGGGAGGCCUAGGAAUUAUAAACCUACCUAUAAAAGCAAGAAGAACUCUGUGCCUCAUAUCAAGACAUGGAUCAUUGUAUCUGAUGAGCCUGGUUGUGUGCUGAGUGAUGGUGACGAUGAUGAUUAUUAUAACCCUGGUGAUGCAGACCAGUAUGGGGAUGCCAAGGCUGCUCUGGAAACAUCAUGGAGGUGGAGUUUACCCAACUAUGUCAUGGAGGAUCUUUCAACAAGAGGUGUUGUUGCUAGGCUCAAGCAAGCUCUUCAGCAAGAUGUUGCAGGAGCAAGUCUCUUGGAUUACUUGCCAUUCAUAACUGAAUCACCUGAAGUUCAAGCUUUGAUAGACUUAGAGAGAGAAUCAAGGGAGAUGGUGAACAAAGACCAGCAUCUGGGGGAAAAGCCUGUGUUAAUGAUCCAGAGAGCCAAGGCAAAAGCUAUCUUGGACAAGGGUGAAGCCCUUAUGGAUGCAAAUAUUGCACCCUUCCUCCAACAGACUCAAAUUCAUAUAAAUAAGGUAACUGCCUACACCUCCCUGUGCAUAAUUUAUUUAUUUUCAAUGGAUCACAAACAAUGUUUGUUUGGUGAACAUGCUCACCAAACAUGGCCACUCUCUUCUUCCACCACAACCACCAUGCUCGUCACCGCCGCCAACGCCACGCCAUCACCGUCACCCAUAGCCACCACCGCCAACAUCGCUCCUCGAUCACCCAUGGCCACCACGACCACCAACAUCAACCACAACACCCUUCAACAACAACGUGGCGACGCCACGUCACGAAACAACGAGUGCUGUAACCCACGAAAACACCCAACGCCCACGAAAACAACGCCCCCAGACACAAAACGACACCCAACGGGCACAAAACGACGCUCACCGCCCAUGUACACCGCCAGCGCCCACGAAAACCAUACCCCGCCCACGAAAACAUCCCACCACCCACCGAAAAACAUGAGCGCCCACCGAAAAACACGCGCCGCCCACCGAAAAACAUGCACCGCCCACACGACAUACGAUGGCACCACGCCGCCUACCAAAACCACCACGUCCACACCAACGCCACCCACAACGACGCCCCCAACGGCAACCAGCGCCCACGACGAUGGCGACGACAACGUCAAGAAUAACGCAACAACGCGGACACACAACGAAAACGCGAACACGCGACGAGGAGGCGACAACGAAAUGCGACACAACGAUGGGAUGCCAACGCGGGACGACGAUGGCCGAGUAAUACAUUUCAAAUACAUCCCCACCUUGUCCCUCCUCUACCCCCUCCCUUUAAGAUAA